CUAGCGUCGACAGCCACGCGCGAUCACCCAUACUCACCCUCUACACACCGCCCCAGCCGGACACCGCCAAAAUGCAGCCCACCCGCGCCCUUCUGGGCAUGCGCUACCGCAAGCUGCGGCUUACGACCAAGGACAUCAACAAGGGCUACUACAAGGGCACGCGAACGGGGUCCAUGGGCCGGCACACCAAGAAGGGUGGCUACAUUAUCGAGUGGCACAAGGUGCGAACUUAUGUCUGCCCCCCGCUGGACGGCUUCAAGCUCACGCCGUUCGUGACCAACAACAUGCCCAGGACGUUCGGGCAGUACUCUGGUGACCCGCUUGGACCGAAGAGCCCUGCGUUAUACCUUGCCCGGUGGAAGGCCGAGAACGGGUUGGAUUAAGAGACGUGCCCAUGCCGAAGAACCGAGAUUUAUGCUAUCGGUUGGGGACUACUAGUUGGACUUUGAGGAUCUAGAGAGCCCCGGCGAUCCUGGUCUAGAGACAGAUGCCACUAGGAAGGUGGGCAAUGUCUUGUACGCCUGCGGCUGCGACGGAGAGGACGGUAUUGUAUUAUGGAACGGCGUUCUCAGGCGUUGUCGAGGUAAAAUCUGUACAAAAUCGACUGGGCGAAAUACACAAUGGCUUUCACACAAUCCACUUGGUGGAACUCCAUGGGGUGGUGCAAGGAAGACGGCACCGGCGGCUUGGUCAAGGGCACAUAUCCACUCGAGCUCUAUCUAUGUCUCGAAGAUCUGGAUGUAUUUGGGGAUGAGGGAUCGCAACUCGGCCGAACAUGGUGCUAUCGCCCUCAUUAACAACGCACAACAGUGCUGAUCGAACGCCUCCCAUAGAGUACAGUCAGCCCAGGUGAGACGCGCCAGCCAAAAGAUCC
This is a messenger RNA of Canariomyces notabilis, 874 nucleotides long. RefSeq lists its product as uncharacterized. Gene Ontology annotation, molecular function: structural constituent of ribosome. Gene Ontology annotation, cellular component: mitochondrial large ribosomal subunit. The record is from RefSeq and is a predicted model, not a curated record. NCBI's taxonomy places the organism in Eukaryota, Fungi, Ascomycota, Sordariomycetes, Sordariales, Chaetomiaceae. The transcript has 2 exons. The coding region runs from base 72 to 383 and encodes 103 amino acids. Gene Ontology annotation, biological process: translation.